AUGGCCAACCUCAAGACUCUUUACGAAAACCUCCAACGCGCGUUCUACUCAAGGCCAUCAGACCUCAAAGCAUGUGCAUCCCUCCUCGCACAGCUCAAGAUCGGUCUCAUUGAGGCGGGCCUUCUCAUCCCACAAGGAAAUGUGAACAUCGGCGACCUCGUCGUCGCUCGCGACAUCUUGGAGAUUGGUGCACUCACAAGUAUACGCUCGAAGGACAUCCCCUCCUUUGACCGAUAUUUCUCUCAACUGCAAUCUUUCUACACCGACUACCGCAAUCUCCCCAACUUCCCUCCCUCGAAACGCGAAUAUCCCAUCCGUGGACUCAACCUCAUCCGCCUCCUCACCCAGAACCGCAUAGCAGAUUUCCACACCACUCUAGAAAGCCUACCUGCCGAUGUCAUUGCCGAGAACCCAUACAUUAAGCACCCGGUCAAUCUGGAGCGAUGGUUAAUGGAGGGAAGCUACAGCAAAGUUUGGAACGCUCGGGAGGAGGCUCCGGCAGAGGAGUACAAGAUCUUCAUUGACAGUCUCAUGGGCACAAUCAGGAACGAAAUCGCGAGUUGCGAAGAAGCAGCGUAUGAAAGUCUACCCAUCAAGGACGCAGCUACUCUACUCUUCUUCACGAGUCAAAGUGACCUCGCCAAAUUCGCAGCUGAAAGGAAUUGGCAAAUCGACUUAACGGCGGGCCUCAUCAGGUUCUCGCAGAAGACGGAAGAGAAGGUCCAGAUUCCAAAGCAGAAGCUGAUUGCUGCAUCUUUACUCUACGCGCGAGAAUUGGAGCAGAUUGUAUAG
Molecule: messenger RNA, 792 nt
Organism: Coprinopsis cinerea okayama7#130
Lineage: Eukaryota; Fungi; Basidiomycota; Agaricomycetes; Agaricales; Psathyrellaceae
Product: proteasome 26S subunit
Exons: 6
Coding region: 1-792 (263 amino acids)
Biological process (GO): proteasome-mediated ubiquitin-dependent protein catabolic process
Cellular component (GO): proteasome regulatory particle, lid subcomplex; cytosol; proteasome regulatory particle
Source: RefSeq, a predicted model, not a curated record